AUGUCGUUACUCGGUUCAUCAUCAGAAAGCUGUGAGAUUACACCUGUAUCUUCACGAUCAGCUACCCCCGACACUUCCAAUGCCAACGUCAACCCUCUCAACCCACAAGGAUUGAAACCAUGUUGUGCAUGUCCCGAAACAAAGUCGAAACGAGAUGACUGUUUCCUCAAAUCCGCCCCUGGGGAAGGUGAUGUGAACUGCAGGGAAUUCAUAGAAGCUCAUAAAGCUUGCAUGAGAGGGUAUGGAUUUAAGGUGUAG
Molecule: messenger RNA, 258 nt
Organism: Kwoniella botswanensis
Lineage: Eukaryota; Fungi; Basidiomycota; Tremellomycetes; Tremellales; Cryptococcaceae
Exons: 3
Coding region: 1-258 (85 amino acids)
Biological process (GO): mitochondrial respiratory chain complex IV assembly
Cellular component (GO): mitochondrial intermembrane space
Molecular function (GO): copper chaperone activity; copper ion binding
Source: RefSeq, a predicted model, not a curated record